GGGGAAAGUCCGUGGUCAGGGGGUGCGCGCGUCCGCCCGUGCGGCCGCCACUCAUCAUCAUCAGCAGUAGCAGCAGCAUCCGCAGCAGCAGCAGUAUCAUCAACAGCAGCAUCAUCAUCAGCAGUAGCAUCAUCAGCAUCAUCAUCAUCUGCAGCAGCAUCAGUAGCAUCAACAGCAGCAGUACCAGCAGCAGUAUCAUCAGCAGUAUCAUCAACAGUACCAGCAGCAGUAUCAUCAGCAGUAUCAUCAACAGCAGCAGCAGCAGUAUCAUCAGCAGUAUCCUCAGCAGCAGCAGUACUAUCAUCAGUAUCAUCAGCAGCAGCAGCAUCACCAUCAUCGGCAGUGUCAUCAUCAUCAUCAGCAUCAUCGGCACAAAGCGACAGCAGCAGUAGAAUCGUCGUCACAGUCACGACGACGACGAUGAUGAUGAAGAUGAUGAUGAAGAUGAUGACCACGUGGUGCUGGUGGUGCCUCGCGGUCUGCGCGCUGCUGUCACCCUGUGCAGCCGCCGCGAGCAAGGACGCGGCCGAUGGACUUGGCACCGCCGGGGGAACGAUGAGUUUCCAGACGCCCGAGCUGAGCGACGAGGAAGGACAUUCCCAGCACAUGCCGCAGCACCUCCGCUGCGACGCGUGCCGAGCCAUCGCCUACCAGAUGCAGGAGCACCUGAGCAAGGCCCUGCACAAGAGGCCGGCGCCGCGCAAGGGGCUCAGUGGCCGCUCCGAGCUGCCCGAGUCCGAGCUGCUCGACACCCUGGAGCAAUGCUGCUCGCAGUCCUGGAACGACUACGGGGUGAAGGAACUGAGCGGGCAAAAGCGCUUGUCGGGCCCCGGGCUGGAGGCGCAGGACGCCAUGGGGAUGAUGAUGGGCGGUGGCAAGUGGCCGUUCCGGCUGCUGCAGAUGUGCCACGCGAUGCUGGGCGAGCUGGGCGAGGAGGAGAUCUACGCCGCGUUCCGCUCCGCAGCGCCGCCGGGCCAGGGGCUCGCGGCGUGGCUGUGCAAGCGCGACUGUGGCGCCCAGAGGGCGGCGCUGCGAGACGUCACCCCGCUGUCGAGAGAGCACACCGAGAUGUGACACCCACAUUGUGACACGUGACACCCACACUGUGACACCCACACUGUGACACGUGACACUGUGACAUACACACCAACACGUGACACCCACACCGACACGUGACACCCACACCGACACGUGACACCCACACUGUGACACCCACACUGUGACACAACAACAACCGCCAUUCGCCACUAAGUGGCGGUGACGUCACCACGACGCUUGUACCAGGCCAUGUGCACCUUGAGGCCACGUGAAGUGUCGAACGCCCGCUGGCAGGAGGUCACGGGGCAGACCCAGGUGCCACGGGUCGACUAACUGAGAUGACCGAGAUGACUGACUGAUGCACCGCCUGUGCCCCCUACUGUACCAACUUGCUGUGCUUUAGCCACCCGGCGCUCUGCUCGUUGUUGUGAGCGUCACUCCUCCGCCCUCUGUUGUUGGAGGGCGACUGCCUCCAACUGCCCAGUAGCGUCCUUCACGAGCCUCCUCCACAGAGGCCGAUCUUGACACCGCUGGUAUCAGUCAUCGGCAAGUCCACUCAGCUCCACAUCCUCUUGUACCACAUCACUCCAUCUCUUCUCUAGCCCGUGCCGCGCCCGUUUAGCCCUCUCGAUCCGGCCGAACAAAAGCUGUUUAGGCAUGCGGUGUCUGGGCAUGCGGGCUACAUGACCCAGCCAACGCAGCCUUGCCUGCCGGAGGAGCUCACCGAUGGAGAUUUGUGAGCUCCUCACACAAUCCAGCCUGGUUAAACCCAGGAUGGAUCGUAGGCAGGCCAGCCUAAAUGUUUCCAUUAGGGGGGUCCACGUUUCGCAAGCGUAGAGAAGGUAGGGAAUGACUGUGGCUGAGAAGACCUGAAGCUUCGUGCGGAGCGACAGACCAGGUAGCUUCCACACAGCGUUACGCAACCGAUGAAAAUAUAUUGCCGCUCGACUGAUUCAGAGUGAGACCUCUGCUGUUAAACUGGAGCCGGUCAUAAGCACACUGCCCAGGUAUGGGAAACUCUCCACUCUCUCCACUACUGCCCCAUCACCGAUUGGGGGUUGUGGGGGUGGAGUGUCCGAUGGUACCAAAUACCCAGGCAGGUGCUUAGUUUUGGUGGGGCUGAUGGUAAGGCCCCACCUCUUAGUGGCACGCUCCAGUCUCAGCAGCAGCGUCUCCAACUCCUCUUCUGAAUGAGCAGCUAUUACCAAAGCAUUGGCAUACAUAACGUAGUUGACCAAUAGGGAGCCAUCCCUUGAUCGCACCCGGGCGUCGAUCAACCUCCCGUUAUAUCUGUACCAAAUGGAAAUUCCCCCGGUACAGCUAUUGAAGGCUUCACGAACUACUCGGUCAAAAUAGAUGUUAAAUAAUGUGGGAGCCAGAGGACAUCCCUGUCGCACCCCAAGGUGUACAGGGAAAGGCUCUGACUCCCGGCCACGUAGUUUUACCCGGGCCCGCUCACCAUCAUGAAGGUCCUUAAUGAUCGUGAGCAGAGGGUCACGGACUCCGAAAGCACGAAGAACAACCCAGAGCCCAGGCCUACUGAUGGUAUCAUAGGCCUUGACCAGGUCAAUAAAGCAGAGAUGUAGGUCUUGUUGGAAUUCCCUACACCUCUGCUGUAGCAGACGGACAGAAAAUAUGGCAUCUGUGCAGGACCGCCCUUUCCUGAAACCGCAUUGGGGCUCCGCAAGCCUCUCCUCAGCGUGCCUAGCAAGGCGAUGUUGAAUAAUCCUUGCCAGGACCUUUCCCGGCACACUGAGGAGUGAGAUGCCCCUGUAGUUGUUACAGUCUGUGCGGUCCCCCUUCUUAAAGAGGGGGACCACCAGGGCAUCCUUCCAAUCCUGCGGAACCCGUCCAGUGGUCCAGACUGUUGUUAUGAUG
Molecule: messenger RNA, 2916 nt
Organism: Lethenteron reissneri (Far Eastern brook lamprey)
Lineage: Eukaryota; Metazoa; Chordata; Hyperoartia; Petromyzontiformes; Petromyzontidae
Gene: MZB1
Product: marginal zone B and B1 cell specific protein
Biological process (GO): regulation of B cell proliferation
Cellular component (GO): extracellular region; endoplasmic reticulum chaperone complex
Source: RefSeq, a predicted model, not a curated record